CCGGGAAAGAAACGAAAGUAUCUGUUCCUUUGCUACUUUCUUGGAGGCCAGCAUGGCGGCUGAGGGUCCUGUGCAGGAGCUCUGCGAGGAAGCCUCUUGCUCCAUCUGCCUGGACCUCUUCAGGGACCCGGUGACCGUCGCCCAGUGCGGCCACAACUUCUGCCGAGCCUGCCUGACCCAGAGCUGGGGGGAGGCGGGGGCCGCCGAGCCUUCCUGCCCCCAAUGCAGGGGACCGGCGCAGGAGGAGAACCUCCGCCCCAACCAGCAGCUGGCCAGCUUUGUCGAAAUAGCUAAGAGAUUCAGCCCUUCGGCAGGGAAGGGGGCGGAAGCGAAGGGGGGAGAAGGAGAAGGGGGCGUCUGCGAGAAGCACCGGGAGCCCCUGAAGUUUUUCUGCCGGGAGGACGAAGCCCCCCUCUGCGGUGUCUGCAGAAGAUCCCGGGAGCACCGAGACCACCAGGUGACUCCCCUGGAGGAGGAGGCUCAAGAGAAGAAGACAGUUGUGGCAGCUAGAAAGGAAGGAGUUUGCCAGAAACACCAGAAGCCGCUGAAGCUCUUCUGCAUGGACCAUGAAGCCUCCAUCUGCAUGCUCUGUGAGCAGUCCCAGGAACACCAAUAUCACGACAUCAUUCCUCUGGAGGAGGCCUCCCAAGAGUACAAGGAUCAGUUCUGCAAUUGUGUGGAGAUUCUGCGGAAGGAGAGAAACAAAAUCCUGGCAUACAAAGCCGACAUACUGAAGGAAAGCCAAGACCUGCUUAGGCAAACCAAAGGAGACCGGCAGAAGAUGGUGAUCAAGUUCAGGCAACUACAGAAGUUUCUGGAGGAAGAAGAGGAACUUUUGCUGGCCCAGAUGGAAGAAAUGGAGAAGGAGGUGGUGAAGAAAAGGGACCGGCAGCUGGCCAAGCUCUCUGAGGAACUCUCCUCUCUGGAAAGCCUCAUCCAGGAGAUGGAGGAAAAGUGUCAGCAGGCAGCCAGAGAUCUCCUGCAGGAUGCCAGAAGGACCUUGCAGAAGUAUGAAGAAAAGGAGUCGUUUGAGAGUCCAGCAGUUUCUCCUCUUGCACUGAAGUGGCGCGUCUGGGACUGCUCAGAUUUUUUGGAGGACAUCAAGAAGCAAUUUAAAGACACUCUGGAGUCUGGCCUUCACGUGCAGAAAGCAAAUGUGACUCUGGAUCCAGACACGGCCCAUCUGCAACUCAUCCUGUCUGAGGAUCAGAAAAGCAUGCACGUCGAAGACAGUCUUGACAUAGCAAGAUGGCAGGAAGCACUAGAUGCUAUGGAAGCAAGAUUGACAAAGAGAAUGAGAGAAGCAAUAACAGAGCUAAAUAGAGACACUGAGACAAGUGCAGAAGAUGUAAAAAAAGAUAUUGAAAAUCUCAGAAAAGAUUCACACAGCUCUGCAGAAAGUGCAAAAGCAAAUGUGACUCCGGAUCCAGACACGGCCCAUCUGCAACUCAUCCUGUCUGAGGGUCAGAAAAGCAUACAAGUUGGAGAAGAAGCUCAAGCUCUGCCUGACAGUCCUGAGCGAUUUGACUUCGAUUGUGCUGUGCUGGGCCGUGAGGGAUUCACAGGAGGCUGCCAUUUCUGGGAAGUCCUUGUGGGAAGUGAGGAAGAAUGGUCCUUGGGGGUGGCCAGAAAAUCUGUAAAGAGGAAGGGAGACAUCACCUUUAGUCCUGAGGAAGGGUUCUGGGAGGUGGGGAAGUGGGAAGGCAGCUACCAAGUUUCUGAAAAAGACCUUGAUCCUCUCCUGACUCUGAGUGGGGAGCUGAAGAGGAUCCGAGUGUGCCUGAACUAUGCUGGGGGGCGAGUGGCCUUUUUUGAUGCUGACCGAGCAGCCCUUCUCUACGAGUUCUCUGGAGCCUCCUUCUGUGGAGAGACUCUCCUGCCCUACUUUUGGGUGCAUGGAGAAGGCCACCUCAAAAUCUCUUCCUAGGACCUUUUCUUCACACCAGGACCAUCAAGAAGAAAAUAUUAUUUCUCAAGAGUGCCCCUUUUUUGAGUCCUGUAGAGGCCUCUCUUGUCUCCAGUCACCAAAACAGACUGCAGUAAAGGGGACAUUUCUCCCCCCACCCCUCCAUUUUCCAACAUUCCUUUCCCCUCCUUUGUAUCUUAUUUCUUAAAGCAACAGUAACACCUUUCACAUUGUAAAGGAUAACAGGCUUGUACUACAGGAGAGCUCCAAACAGACCAUCAGAACCCUCUCCAGCCUCCAUUAUCCUCAAGGAUGAGAGGAACCACUGCAGAGGAAGAAGAGGUCCCGCAUGUUUCUAUUAUUCUGGACUUCCUCUUUUCUUUACUGGACACCAUCUGCUAGGAUUUCCCAGUGUUCAGCCUACACUUUCUGACAGACACUGAAGGUCUUGUCGCUAUCCAGGUUCCUGUGUUCACAGCAUUUGUUUUUCAGUUGUACCAGAGACUGAGAAGGUGUUAUGCUUUUUAUAAAGUUAUGUUGUAUUGAAA
Molecule: messenger RNA, 2454 nt
Organism: Heteronotia binoei (common prickly gecko)
Lineage: Eukaryota; Metazoa; Chordata; Lepidosauria; Squamata; Gekkonidae
Product: E3 ubiquitin-protein ligase TRIM7-like
Exons: 9
Coding region: 53-1927 (624 amino acids)
Molecular function (GO): protein binding; zinc ion binding
Source: RefSeq, a predicted model, not a curated record